Molecule: messenger RNA, 2843 nt
Organism: Gigantopelta aegis
Lineage: Eukaryota; Metazoa; Mollusca; Gastropoda; Neomphalida; Peltospiridae
Product: ornithine decarboxylase antizyme 2-like
Biological process (GO): positive regulation of protein catabolic process
Cellular component (GO): cytoplasm; nucleus
Molecular function (GO): ornithine decarboxylase inhibitor activity
Source: RefSeq, a predicted model, not a curated record
AGUUGGUGGGAAGAUAUGUUAAAAGCUUCCGACGCUAUCGUUAUUGACGAAAAUUUUGGCCCAGUUAUAAUCGAGUUGAAUAAAAGCAUGCCUGCGUUACAAAAUAGUAAUCGGUAUGUUCACGAGCGGUAUAGUAUAUCGCUAGGCCCCGGGCCUCGGUGGUGUUCCGAUGUUCCCCACGCCGUAAAUGUCUCAGUAUGCUCAUUCGUGGCAGAGGGCAACGGCGUGGGGGUUUUCAAAACGCCCCCUGUCAAUGCUAAGGACUUGUUCGCAGAUGGUGUCAGCUCUUUGGCAAACUCACAAGUUGCCUCGAACUUGUGCUUCAAGAUCUCCCCAGUGGAGUGUCUAGAGGUCACCUGGGAGACGAUUCUGGUGGACCGCAAGCUCUACGUCGAGCUGCCCGCAGGAAUCCUUCCAGAAGGAUCUAAAGAAAGCCUGGUAACAUUACUGGAAUAUGCAGAAGAACAACUUGGAUGCUUGUAUGUUAUCCUGUGCUUCAAGAAGGCCAGGGUUGAUCGAGUGAACCUUCUGCGAGUAUUCAGCUUUCUUGGGUUCCAGGUGGUCACGCCCGGUGACCCGCUGGUCCCCAACACUGAAGACUUGAUGUUCAUGGUGUACACGAUUGACGACGGGUUGGAGUAAAAAUUGAGCUUUCCAAAGACCUGGGCGGCACGGACGGUGUUAUACACACUGUCAGGUCGGUAGUCGUCAUCAUCAACUGGGAACAAGACUUAGCAUUUUCUUAGCUAUACUUUUCUUGUCUUUUAGUGAUAACUUUGUCCAUUUGUGUGUUUGCGUGUUAUUCAGGGAUUUAUCCAGUUAGUCUGAACAUUGUGUCCUUCCCAAAGGAAUGUAGCACUUAAAAUUCUCAAUUUUUGUACUAACAAUUCCCAAUAAUAUAUAUAUUUAAUUAUGUCUAUUCUAAUUAAUUUAACAGUGGUGUACUGCAUCAUUCAGUGGCUUGAAAACAUAUCCCAAGGAUGAUUUACUCUCUCUAAUUGCCCCAAUCCCGUCAGACAUGGGAUCCUGGAUGAAUCCCUGCUUGUUAUUAUUAGUUGUGUCUUUGUACGACGGUGCCAGGUCUAUUCAGUCUUCACAAAUCACAUGAUCAUUUGUCCUUCAGUUUGUAUUCACUUGUGUGUCGAAAUUUCUUCCUUCGAAAGAAGCUGGGGCCUAAUUCACCGAUCUCUCUUAGGCUCUGCUAGACAGCAAAGCAUCCUCUUUGCAAGUCUUUUAGCAUUGCACUGCGAUAUCGCAAAGUUGCAAGAAUUUAGUGAAUAGGGCCCCAGAUAAAGUUACUAAUUAUCAGAACAAAAAUGUAGCUAAAUUACCAAGCAGUUUGAAGUACAGUCGAGGUGAACAAAUCAGAUUUGACUAAAUUAAUAUGUUUAUUUCUUUUCUUUUUUUCUUUUUUUUUUGACUUUAAAAAUUAUAAUGAAAGAUGGUUUUCAUUCAUAAUUCCUUCAGAUUAUUGUUAUUUUAAAAAUUAUUUUAAAAGGAAAAAUUGAGAACAUGCUCAUGUAUGGUGUAUAGAAAAUGUGUUAAAAUUAUAUUUAGACUGAGCUUGGUAUAUAACAACCAAUUUGAACAAAAACAUCCCUUUGCCCCAAGAACAAGAACUAUUUACUACUUUACUUUAUCAUUUUGCUGUUUCUUUUUAAAAGUUUGUUAUAUUUUAUUUCUGUAUUUAUACAAUUAAUGACCUCAAGAUAUUCCAGCAGAGAUGUCAAUUGUUCCUGUUUUUAGAAUUUCAUUUUGGUUUACUUUUUGUUUAUUGAAGUUUAAAAGAGAAUUGAACAACACACUGUGUAUUGCAACUUUCAAUAACAAAGUUGCUAAUUCAUUGGAAUAUAAAAUGUUUUAUCUAUUAUUCUCCUUUAUUCUUCUGGCAAAAUAUUAACAAAAUCACAGAGUAGCCUUAAUGUUGAUUUACAUAUGUGUUACACAGAUAUUCCACGAUUGUACUUUAAAAAUAAUAAUUAAACAACAUAAUUUACAUGGACUUCCUUACGUACAUAAUGAAUUUGACACAGAUACAGUUGACUGAUUCUGUGUAAUAUCAAAUAAGUGAACAUUUAAUGACUAGUCUUAGAAAAUGAAUUUACUAAUUUGUUUUUGGAUUGUCUAUUUGUCAGUGAUACUGUACUAAGAUGCAUGCUGAUGUAAUAUUUGUUAGGAUUGACUAUUUGGUUGCGGUAAUCUAGUGAGAGGUAUUUCCAUUGGUUACGUAGAGAUGGUUGUGAAGAGAGAUGUGCUUUGAUUGGUUAGUUGGGAGGUGGUACUGAGUAAGAUACGUUUGGAUUGGUUGUUUGGGAGGUGGUACUGUGGUAAGAUGUGUUUCGAUUGGCUACAUCAGAGAGAUACUGUGAUAAAGCUGUGUUUGGUUUGGGUGUGUAAAAGGUGUAGUGGUGUGAGUGUAAGUAGAGAGUGACAGUGUAUAGGUAAAUAGUACAAUUCAGAUCGCUAUUACAUGUGACUUGUGAGUAUCGCAAACUUUUCAAAACAUUCUGUAUUCUUUGUCACCUCAUCCUGAGAAAUCAAGAUUUAUAGACCUGGCAUAUUUUAGCACUUUUUUUAAAAGUAAUUCCUCUGCCAUGAAUUAACAUGUUACUAUUGUAAAAGAAAAAAUGUAUAAAAAAAAAAAAAAAAAAAAUGUAAUAGAUAUAUAAAUGCUUGUAUUCGAUAGGCUUUUUGCUUUAAAGAUUGACUCGAUGUAAAUAUUUGUGUAUUUUAGUACGUUUGAUGCAAAUAUUUCCAUGUGUUUCCUUUAUCUCAAAUUGUAUUUGUGUUGCUUUGAGCUGGUGUCUCUUUGUCUUUGCUUAGAAAUAAAUAUGCACAUUUAA